This is a messenger RNA of Hordeum vulgare subsp. vulgare (domesticated barley), 764 nucleotides long. RefSeq lists its product as uncharacterized. Lineage: Eukaryota; Viridiplantae; Streptophyta; Magnoliopsida; Poales; Poaceae. The record is from RefSeq and is a predicted model, not a curated record. Bases 52 to 417 code for a protein of 121 amino acids. The transcript is spliced from 3 exons. Gene Ontology annotation, cellular component: mitochondrial outer membrane.
GCUGCUUACUGACCGGUUAGGGAGCUCCUGAAGAAAGAACGGUUGAAAGAGAUGGAAAGAAGGAAAACAGAGGUGGAACAGAAAACCGCCGCGGCAGCAGAGGAUUCAGGCAAGUCAGAGAGCAAGAAGGUGAGUUCAGAUAACAAAGAAAACAAUUCAGAGAAGGUGGAUUCAUCAGAUAGAAAAGAGGGCAGUUCAGAAAGCAAAGAGGAUAGUUCAGAAACCAAGGCUGAAGGUGACAAGGAAGCAUUCAUCGACCUUAGGCCACUGACGAUGGAAGACCUGAGGCAGGCCAAGAAUCAGGUUGCAGCGAGCUUUGCCGCGGAGGGUGCCGUCAUGAAAGAACUGAAGCAGUGGAACGAACUCUACGGCGAAGGAGGGCCGAGGAAGAAGCAGCAGCUGACCUACUUCUUGUAGAAGAGCUGGUGAACAUUUUGCGCAUGUCAGUACACCUUGGCAUAGAAGUUAUGGUGCAGAGCAUGAGCUUGUUGGUGGGGAAGGAGAUUAGGACCUUGGAUUGAAAUUCCUAGAGAUGGUGGUAUUGGAUCUUGUACAAUUCUUUUAUACAAACAAGUAUGGUAGUUAUUUGCUAUAUAUUGUAGUCGGUUUGUUAGUCUGUGUGUAUAUCUGAAUUGAUUUCUAGCAUGAGUCAUUUAGGCUGUUUGUAAUGUAAAGGACAACUAGAAAUAUAUGUCGGCUAUUCUUAAAAAACAAAUGUCAGCGUUAUUUAAGCAUCUUUGUAUAGGAAAUCGAGCUGCGCCGAA